Prunus armeniaca (apricot) is the source of this 1641-nucleotide messenger RNA. The record is from the annotation of a GenBank genome assembly. Lineage: Eukaryota; Viridiplantae; Streptophyta; Magnoliopsida; Rosales; Rosaceae.
AUGGCUCAUGUGGCUUCCCCUGCUGCUUUUGUAGCUGCUCGCUUCCCCCGUGGCCCCCGCCACCCUCGUCCACGUGACCAAUCCUCUCGUCCCCUUGGUGGUCCGUCUUCAGCCCGUCUUUUCUCUAGCCCGGGCCAGCCUUCUCACCGUGCUCCACGUCCUUCCUCCUUCUCUCAAGCCAAGUGCCCUUAUCCUCGUGCUUUCGCUGGCAUGCAUGUUGCGUCCACUUCCGAUCCUAACUGGUAUUUGGACUCCGGUGCCACCAAUCACAUGACCCAUGAUGCGCCGACAUUCCACUCCGGCACUCCGUAUGCUGCUUCGGAUCAGUUAAUAUCUAUCUCAUGGUUUCACUUGGAUCAGAUUAGAUCUAUACCAAUUCAUGGAGACUGCUGUGGUAAACAAGGAAGAGAUCGGGGUCUGGGAGAGGAUCUUAAUAGAGAAGGUUUGAAGAAGAUGCCUCUUCGUGUUGCCAAGGGGAAAGAACAAGGGGAAGAUGGAGCAUUUUUUGCUCAGUUUACUCGGGAUUUGAAUGUUAGUAUUACCUUCUUUCCUUGGGGAUACCAAAUUCGUGACUUACAGCGUGGUGUUGUUCUCUUUCAGGGCCUAUGUAAGGAUGGUCUUUAUCCUAUCUUUCCAACACUAUUGUCCAGUUCCAAGCAAGCUGUUUCUUCUAUCGUCGCGUCGUCCUCUUUGUGGCAUCGUCGUCUUGGUCAUCCCUCCAAUAAAGUUCUUCGCACACUUGUUUCUCGGUCCUUAUUAGGUUCUCUUUCUCGUUUAUCAACUUCCCCUUGUAGCCACUGUGCGUUAUCUAAAUCAAUAAAACUUUCCUUUUCGUCUCAUGACCAUUGCUCUACUAAGCCAUUUGCUUUAAUCCAUUCAGAUGUGUGGAUGUCUCCUGUUGUUUCUGUUUCUGGAUAUCGAUAUUAUGUCUUGUUUAUGGAUGAUUACACUCGUUAUUCAUGGAUUUUCCCUAUGCGUCUUAAAUCUGAAGUUUUUGGUCUUUUUUCUACUUUUGCUAUGUAUGUUAAAACUCAAUUCUCCUUGUCUAUCAAACAAUUUCAGAGUGAUGGGGGGAAGGAAUAUGAUAACCUGCAAUUUAAACAGUUUUGUGCUACUAAUGGCAUUGUGCAUCGUUUUUCUUGUCCUCAUACACCCCAACAAAAUGGGUUAGCAGAGCAAAAACAUCGUCAUAUUGCUGAUAUGGGUCGCACUCUUUUACACACUGCUCAUAUGCCUCACAAUCUUUGGGUCGAAGCAUUUUGUACGGCAGUUUCUUUGAUUAAUCGACUUCCAACCCCUAUCCUUAAAGGGACUUCUCCCUAUAAGUUAUUAUUUGGCAUUUCCCCGGAUUACGCGUUCCUUCGUGUUUUUGGAUGUAUUUAUUACCCAUAUCUUGGAGAUUAUGUAACUAACAAAUUACAACCUCGUUCUCUUCAGUGUGUUUUUGUUGGCUACAGUGAUCGCCAUCAUGGUUACCGAUGUCUCCAUCCUCCUACAGGUCGGCUCUACGUUUCUCGCAAUGUCAUUUUUCAUGAAGAUCAACUCUAUUAUGCUGCUGUUUCUAAGCCUGUUCAGCUCUCAGACCUUGCUGUGGUCCCCGUGGGCCUUCUUCCCAGUCCACCAGCUCGGCCCAUAAAUUGA